GCGAGGAGGGAGAAGUCCGUGCGGUUUUAUAUGUUUCGGUUGGAGAGGUAGAAGAGGAAGAAGGUGGGCUGGGGAGAUGGAAUGCGUUUGCUGGAAGAGGAGGAGUGUAUGACUGUGUAAUUAAAUGAAAGAAAAAAAAUCGGGAGACUGAUUUGUCAGGAUCGAAGCGACCGGAGGGUGUUGCUGGUAUUUGAUAUUAUAUCAAGUUUGAAAAGCAAACACCGCGGGAUCAGAAAUUUGGCGCCUGCUAACAAUCAUAUUGCACUUGUGAACGAGUUUUAUUUUUUGAUUCGCUCGCUAAAACUUGGGGGUAUUCCUCGAUUGUAGUGGCGGUAUUUUCUGUUAUUCAUUUCCCGAGAUUAAGCGAAUUCUAACUGAUGCAUCCGGCUGGUGUGAAGUUCAUCUGGUUGGAUCUUCUGUUCGUCUGAGGCGCAUAGGGAACGGGACGUAUACGCGUAGAGCCUUUGGAUUUGCAAAGCUCCUCGGUGUUCCUGGAUAAGACGCUUCGCUUGGUUUCUAAUAAAGAGAACUUCACAGAAGUUGCAGCUCACUAGCCAAGAAUGAACCGAUAAGAUCCAUUUACCUGUUCUUCCGGGGGACUUUUUGGAGCGAUCGAAGUAUCUUUUUUGGUCGAACAAGGUCAUGAUGUAUUCUCCGAUUUGUCUGACUCAGGAUGAGUUCCAUCCCUUCAUCGAGGCUCUACUCCCUCACGUCAGAGCGAUCGCCUACACGUGGUUCAACCUGCAGGCCCGCAAGCGCAAGUACUUCAAGAAGCACGAGAAGCGUAUGUCCAAGGACGAGGAACGAGCGGUCAAGGACGAGCUGCUGAGCGAGAAGCCCGAAAUCAAGCAGAAGUGGGCCUCCCGUCUCCUGGCCAAGCUCCGCAAGGACAUCCGGCAGGAGUACCGCGAGGACUUCGUGCUGAGCGUCACCGGCAAGAAGCACCCGUGCUGUGUGCUGUCCAACCCUGACCAGAAGGGCAAGAUCCGGCGCAUCGACUGCCUGCGGCAGGCCGACAAGGUGUGGCGGCUGGACCUGGUGAUGGUGAUCCUCUUCAAGGGCAUCCCUUUGGAAAGUACGGACGGGGAGCGGCUAGUCAAAUCUCCGCACUGUACCAAUCCUGCACUUUGCGUCCAGCCACACCACAUUACCGUUUCGGUCAAGGAGCUGGACUUGUUUCUCGCCUAUUAUGUCCAGGACCAAGAGCCCCUUAGUCCUGCUCAUCCCGUCUUAAGGAAGGACGCGGCGUGCUGCGUGGCGCCGCGCCUCUCGCGGGUCUGCCAGGCGGGCUGGCGGGCACUCAGUCCUGGUACCUGGGCGAGCUUAGUUCCAUUCCAAGUGUCGAACGGGACUCCGAUUCUGCCAGCAAAUGUCCAGAACUACAGCAUAAACCUCACUGGUGAGGCCCUCCUCCAGGCUGAGACGGGCAACUGAGAGGGCCAAUCAGGGCCCAGACCCGGGAUGAUUGACAGGUCCGUGGACAAACCAGCAAGCAGCACUUAUACAAUCUCCACUGGCCCUUGGCCCCGCCUUCCCCAGGGGCCAUUGGUCAAGAACAGAUGAGUGGGCGGGGCUGAGCCUUCUCUGUGGUCCCAUUGGCCAGCCAGUCUUUGUGUGAGGACGUUCCCCGGAAGUGUUUUGAGAAUGCUGUGAUGUUUCCCCCAUCCCCUUACAAAACUUUAGAUGCCUUAAUGUUUGCAUGACAUGCUAGUCUCUGUCUUCUCUCUCUCCCUCUCUCUCUCUCAAUCUGUUUAUCGAUCAAUCUAUCUACCAGUCUCUAUCUCUGUCUUUUGUUUUGGACUGUGAUAGUCUCUAGUGGUUUACGGGGCAGGUGUCGGGGGCUGGCUCUCACAUGGACUGUCUGGCUGGUUGGGGGGGAGGGGUCAGAUCGUGGGGGAAGACCCAGCGAAGGCGUCCUCCUCCUCCUACGGAAGGUCUGCAGCCCUCCCAUUCACUGCAGAGGCAUAAGAAACACAUCUUUUCUUUGUGAAAUUUGAAUGUUUCUAGUUUUUUUAUGUUUCUUUUUUUUUUGUUUUGUUUUCUCUUUUUUUCUGUAGAAAUGUCAUAUUACUGUGAUGCAGACAUAUUGUUCCAGAACCUGUACUCGUAUCUUGUUUGGUCCAGUACUUAACCUUUUUAUUUUCAAAACGAUUGCUUGUACACUACAGAGUUUUAAACUCUAACUGAAACAGUUAAAAACAAGAAACCUAUUUUAUUAGGUUAAGUUCAUGACCCCUUUUUGAACAAUUCAGAUAUCUCCUUUAAAAAGGACUGAAAGCAAACAAAAAAAAGACAAAAAAAGAAAAUGAGAUCUCAGAAGAGGCAAGUGCAAUUUAAUUAUCAUACUGAAGGGAAGCUAUCAUAGUCUGUCAGCCCUAAGACUCUAAAGGACGGGGGAAUACAUGUUUGUUUUUUUCUAAGAAACAUUAAAAGAGAAAAAAAAAACAUUUUUAAUUUGCAUCCUCGAUUCUGAAGAUGGGGGAACAAAAUUGAUCGUGAGUGAGUCUCAUCCAUUUUGGCAGGUGCAGAGAUCGGUGUGAUCACACAGAAGUGAGAGAGUGAUCCCCCACUAGGGCGGAUUCCAACACUAUUUAUUUAGGGUUAAACAACAACAAUAACAUAAAUGAAAGAAAACAAAAUAGGCAGACAAAAGAGAAGUGUGAAAUAUAAAAAAAACACACACACACGUAGUGUAUAAAAAUGGCUUGUGAUGACACACCGGCAUCAUCCUCGCAAUCAUGAAUCUUUUGGCCGUGGGCUUAUGAAGCUACUGUUUACAGAGAGUAAAAAAAAGCUAAAAAAUAUAAAAACGCAGCAGAAAAAAUAAACAGUGGAAAGACAAGCAGUAGAACACAGGCUAUUAAGCUCAUUUAAGAAACGCCUUGUGUGCAUAUGUGUGUGUGUGUGUGUGGGUGUGUGUGUGCGUGCAUGUGCGAGCAUUUGUUUGCAUAUGUGUGUCUAUGUAUCUCUGUGUGUGUGCGUGUGUGUGUGUGUGUGUGUGUGUGUGUUCUGAUUACUCCUGCACUUAUCCUCCCCUCAUUGAAAUGGGAGUGAGUUGGCUGCAUGCUAGUCCAGUCCAUCAGAGCCAGAAAGGGUUGCACUCUCUCUCUCUGUCUCUCACACUAACUAAACAAAUAGGUGAAUAAGUAAAGCGUGGUGCAUGGCAGGGUUCGCUUGCCUCUGUCUCUCCAAUCCAGAUAUAUUUAUAUAACUAAUCUUUCCAAUAAUCUUAAUUUGCACGAAAAUAUAUAGUCCACAUUACGUGCCUUGCCUUUGAAUAUAGAGAUGACAUCCCUGGACAGUGGCAGACUCUGAGGUGAGCCUGGGCCGGGCUCGGGCUGAGUGUGGGCCACAUCUGGGCCGGAGGCGCCACAGAGUCUGUUGGUAUCUGGGUCACUACACUUGUUUUUUGCUGCAUUUAUUACCAUUUUAGACAAAAAAAGAAAAAAAUUAACAUUUUUACGAUAAGAAAUAUUUUGUACUCUGGAUGAAAUUGUUGACAUUGUUGAUUUUUAACUUCAUUUACUAUAUAUCACAUUUACAGUGCAUAUCAAGGCUGUCUAUAGUUGCCGUUCUAAAAAUGUAUAAUCAACCAGCAUAAUUUUCAGUAUUUUUGGUGUUUUUUUUUUCUAAUAACCCUUCAUUUUUGUUUAUUUUAAAUAGUUCAUUUGUUUAUUUGUUUUUAUUUGUUAUCUUCCAUUCUUAUUAUUAGGGAGGGGGGGGGGGCAGUCGGUCAGAUUUAUUGAAAAAAUUAUGCAAUACCAAGUUUUGCCUAUGUAGGUAGUGCUUAUAGCUAUGUGGAUUAUUAGAAGCUAGUGUGGAGAUAGACAAUAAUGUAAUACAUUUAUUUUGUUGACGUUGAUGUUGUCACUGUUGUUGUUGUUGUUGAUGUUUGUUGUUGCUAUUGUUGUUGUUGUUUUCCUUUUUUUCUUCCUUUUUUUUAAUUGACCAAAGUGGGAACUGCUUUUUAUGCAGUAUGUGACAUGGUCUGUUUUUAGUAUACUGAAAGGAGUAAAUGAGAGUGUAAGGGUUUUGUUUUGUAUUUGUGGUGAGGGGAGGAAUUGCUCUUUUUUGUUUGUUUGUUAGUUUGUUUCUACGUUUGCAGUGCGGCUGUUAAGAAAAAGCCAGGGUCAGUAGCUAAUAUGGCUGCAAAGUCACUGAUCUGUCUACUGUGACGACGAUGUUUUGAGAAAGAAAGAAAUAAAAAUAAGGAAACUGGCUCCUUCUUCAAACGUUUCCACCUGGGGUGCCAGAUCGCGACCUUGACCAGGCUCAUGUCCACGGGAGAGAAGGCUUGACUUGAGAGAGACAAUCAUUACGGAGAGACGUCAGCGUAGAGCCGCGAGUGACACACUCUACACUACUACACUACCUGUAGAACGCACCGGACUAAACAAAUAAACAUACAAACAAACAAGGCAACGCAGGAUAGGUCACCAAACACAUGGCCGCCAUCUUAGACACGCUAAUCAAAUAACUCGUCACGGGUGGUGAUGGAUAUGCAAACGUCCUGGCAAAAGCUAGUCGAGGUAAUAAAAAUCAGCCUUAGCCACUCAAGGUGGUUCGCUUGUUCAUUGGUAACCGGCCUCUGCUCGUAUCCCCCGGCCUCUGGGUCACCGAUGUGUCUUUUCAAAAGGUGAGAACACUAUCCUUAACUUAUGAUAUCGUAUCUGCAUAUUGUAAGUACGUAUAUGCAAUUCCCAAGUAGAUGCCUUAAAAUAAACAACUACGAAGUGACUUGUUUUGAAUGCGCUACAAUCACCCUUACACACUUUGAAAGUGUGUGAGAUUUGUCACAAUCAGCUGGAGAGAGGCUAUCCUUUCAACGCACCCCCCCCCCCCUAACCCCACCACCACCACCCGCACACCAGACCCCACCACCACCACCCGCACACCAGACCCCACCUCCCUCAGCGACGCUCCCCAUCGCAGACAUCCAAACGACUUUAUAUUGCAGAUGCCAGUCAGAACAAGAGGAAACACGACUUGUGAUUUUAGUGUUGGUCAGGGUUUCUUUUCUAACGUAUUCAAGUUUUGAGAUAAGCUACGGUCCUCAGAGAGACGGAGAACUGAGCUCCUCCCGUCGUUCAGGAGGACCUCGGUCACUCGAACAAAAGCAGACAGCCAAUCGCCUUCCCCUAGCAUCCCCCUUCUGGAUAUGAAUCAAAUCGUCCUGAACAAACAAACAGUGACAACGAAGAAAAAAACAACAAGGCUUAGAUGUCCUCACUUCCCAGGUCAGUUGUGAAGCUUCGUUAUAAUCUUAUAAUCAGUCGCAAAGACAGAAAAGCGUAAAUUUAUGCACUUAAUCCUGUAAAUGGACUUCUGUAGACCCACAGAUGCCUAAUAACUAAUACUAUAAACAAUAACAAUAACAAAUAAAAGCAAACAAUAGAAUUCAACGACUCAAGUCAAGCCUCCCUUCUCCUCCCUCACCCUGAUGUUUAUUCUGAUUUUAUUAAACGGAAAAAAAAAUAAGCCACCCCGUUAUAUGUGCACUGUUCUGCGUUUUGUUUUGUUUUUGUUUUUAGUUUCUAAUUGUCUUUUUUGGUUGCUUUUGUUUUUUGUUUUUGGAGAGAAGCAAGUGCUUUGCAGCCUUUUGGCCCCUGGAGCUGCCACUGAAGUGCAUUGGGGUGUCAGGGUCAUUGUCUGUGUGUGUGUGUGUGUGUGUGUGUGUGUGUGUGUGUGUGUGUGUGUGUGUGUGUGUGUGUGUGUGUGUGUGUGUGUGUGUGUGUUUGGCAACAAAGGGGACUGCCAGAAAGGAAUUUAUGCAUUCUGCCAACGGUAACAGCAAUAGUCCUUUGAUUUUAUAUUGCCACAGUUUGUGUGUGUGUGUGUGUGUGUGUGUGUGUUUGUGUGUGUGUGUGAAGAGAGAGAGAUAGAUGAUAAAAUGGCUCUGACACUAUUCGAUGAGGGUCUCUCUUUUUUAAAAGCCUGCCUUGUAGACAGAAGUUUGUACACUGUAAAAUUGUUCAAUUGUUUUUCCCCUCUCUUCCUUACUCUGACACCCUCAUUUGUAAAGAAAAAAAAUCCUUUAGAUAUUUGACAGGAUAUGAUUGAGCACCCUUUUUCUUUAAAGAAAAAAACAACAACAACAACACACUUGUGGAAGCCUGGACUUGAGUUAGAACUCUCCAGUAUUCCGUAAAAAAACAAUUAGUAUCUUUUUGUUUCAUAUUCCUGUGCUUAAAAUGUUUGGGGAAAUCCCUUUAUGGAACUGUAAAUGUUUAAAACAAAAUGAUGAAGGUCUUUUUGUUGUGUUUAGUGUUGAUUAACUUGGAAUUUUUGGAAACAUUUCAUAAAUGUUUUGGAGUGUUGUUUUUUUGUUAGUGUGCUCUUAGGGGGAGAGUGUUAUGUGAUUUUUACGUGGUAUUUGACAUUGGAAGAUAAAAAAAAAUGAUAAUAAAUUGAUGUUGAGUAGGGUCAUAUUGCAAUGUCUGGAGCGAUUGGGGUCACCCUUUGGUCACUUUAGAAUGGAUGGCACCUGUGAGGAGUCAUAGCCCAACCGAGUAUAGCAGGGUAAUGUCAGAAGUGACAUCAUGGAUCAGUCUACUGUCUCAGCAUGCUGAUCAGCGUUUGCUUUGUGUUCCAUCUAAGCCACCACCAUGCAGUGUACAGAGGUCCUUUCCCAAAAGAUGAUUUGUUUAGCGGUCGUUGUGUUAAGUUGAUUUUUUAUUAUUUUCCCUCUUCUUUUUUGGCUUGUCACAUGGGUGCUGGCAACGGGGCUUUUCUGUUUCACGUUGUUUACAAGGGUCUGCCAUGGCUUCAGCUAGCAGUAUGAGGCUGGGGCUCAAAAGGGGGACUACAAGUCCCAUGAUGCUCGAGGCAGGCCCACAGGCUGUGUCCUCGGCUUGAGCUAGAAUGGAGGUUAGUUUGGUGACACAGCUGAGCCUUUGCACUCUGUUUUCUUCCGGGAUGUGCUCCCGCAUGCAGUGUUAUUGUCUGGUAGUGCAUGGGUUCCAGUGCCUAGUUAGCUAGAACCCUAUGGACGUUCUAGAAUGCCCAUAGUGCAUUGUGUGAUGGGUCUGGAUGAAUGUCACCCCAUGUUGCCAUGGUAGCCAGCGAUCGCCCUCACCACAGCGUACAAUGUUACACGGCUGAUGAGAUCACAAUGGUCAAUAUCCUUACUUCCUUUGUGUUGCAGUUAUAACUCUUUCCUUUUUCCCGCUCUGACUUCUCUUAGAGCUGUUUUUGUUUUUGUUUUCUCCUACGUGGGCUGACUCACUGACCCAUGUGAACAUAGAGAGGUGUUUGUUUGUUUGUUUGUUUGUGUUGAUUUUUGAUAGCAUACAGGUUCUGGUUCAGCCCCACUGCUCUGUGAUUCAUGUUGUCUUCUUAGUUUUAAAGCAGGUGUGUAUGUGUUGUGUGUGUGUGUGUGUCUGAAACAGCCAUGUUGGUGUAACCCCCCCCCCCCCUUCCCCUGUAUGCAAGGAGGUUCUGAGAUGCCCCUGCCAUGUUUCAGGACAUGGCACAGAAGUUCUAACUUUGGGGCCUAGCAAGGGGAACAGGGCAGUAGAACACCACAGUGUGUGUGUGUGUGUGUGGUGGGAGGGUGGAACCUUUCCACACACACACACACACACACACAUACACAAGGACAUUUUCUCUUUCACGGGCAUUGACUAUGGCAUGAGCUAACAUCAGGUUGUUGUAAACACGAACGUAAUGUUGAAUAAAAACCAGCAUAUUAUAAAAUCAUUUACCAAAAAAAAAAACACAACAAAAAGACAAAAAACAAACAAAUGUUUUAAAAACAGUGCCUGUUCAAGCUCACGGUCUCAGUGGAGUAUUUUUUUUUGUUUGUAAAUAGAAAAGGAUAGAUUUUUUUCUCGUCACUGAUUAAAAAAAAGAAAGAAAACUUUGACAACUUCAAUCAAAACAGAAUGUGUGGGGCUCCCCUUCCCAAAUCGGUUCACCAUGUGGUGUCCUGGUUCCCCAUGUGGUGUCCUGGUUCCCCAUGUGGUGUCCUGGUUCCCCAUGUGGAUUUGUCUGGUUUUGUUAUGUGCUCUUUUUGUUUUACUCUUAUUGGUUUUUGUUUUGUUUUGUUCCGUUUCGUUAGUUUCUGUAGCGAUGUUUUCUUUUUUCCUUCCUUUUGCUUCAUUCGGUUUUCCACCCCUUAGUCAGUUGGGAUGGCGUGCCCCCUGUGUCUUGAUAUUUCUUUGAGGAGAUAAAAAAAAAACGGAAAAAAAAAACGUAAAUAAAUAGUUGGGCUGUGUGUUUCUUUAGAUCGUCAAUGCUACAUUUUAGUAUAACGGUAGAUUUCAAAAACGUCAGUUGAAGCAGUCAGAUGAUGUUCGCCUGCUGUGCAGCAGGGUUGAUUUGAAUUUUUGGGUCUUGUGGCACUUUUACACCCUCUCAGCACCCCCCCCCCCCCGAGAACCAUGGCAACGGGUGGGUUAGAACAAAACGAUGACAGUAACACAACCACACCUUUCUGUCAGCCCCAUAGCUGUGUUUAGUAGCAUAGUUAGCUCUCCAAGAAGGUGUGUGUGUGUGUGUGUGCAAGGGGCUCAGGUAUGGACUGGAAUGUCCACCUUAGACGUUUUUUUUUUUCUUUUCCAAACCUGUGCUUAUUUUGUUUGUCUUUUAAUUCGCAGUUUAUUCAACAAUGCAGACGCUGUACAGUGAAGAUAUUGAUCACCAUGUUUGUUUGUUUUUCUUAGAUUUCUAGGCUUAACUGUAGGCGCGGCCUUUGAGCUGGUGGGUGCUUUUGGUGUGGGGUAGGGGGUGGGGGGUGGCUGUCGGGAUUGUGGGGGGGGGGGGGUGGGGGUGGGCUAAAACUGCCACAAGAUUAGAAAAAAAAUCUGUGUAAAUAACGCUCAACAUUUUUGUGAUUGUUACUGUUAUAUCCAGCCUAUACUGCUCGCAGCCGUUUUGAACUGCAGUCCAUUACUGGAUGUGGAUAUAUUUCCUAUGCAAAACUGUUGAAACAAUAAAAUGAGCUAUGCUACAAAAUCG
Molecule: messenger RNA, 8958 nt
Organism: Alosa sapidissima (American shad)
Lineage: Eukaryota; Metazoa; Chordata; Actinopteri; Clupeiformes; Clupeidae
Product: nuclear factor 1 B-type-like
Exons: 4
Coding region: 643-1434 (263 amino acids)
Biological process (GO): regulation of transcription by RNA polymerase II
Cellular component (GO): nucleus
Molecular function (GO): DNA-binding transcription factor activity, RNA polymerase II-specific; RNA polymerase II cis-regulatory region sequence-specific DNA binding
Source: RefSeq, a predicted model, not a curated record